GGUGCAGCAGAUCCAGGAAGCGAAAGCGCACGUUCAAACGUUUCUACUGCAGGUCAUUCGCCCGAACAAGUUAGUUGAGGAGCUCGUGGAUUCGAGGAUCCAGGGCCAAGGACACAGGGUGCUCGGGCCUGGCCCUUCCGUUGGCUCCUGACCCAGCUGGCAGGUCGGAGUGCAUGUCCGGGUCACUAUGACCAAGUCUCAGAGUGCGGGCGGGGACUCGCAGAUCGGUCCCUCUAGCGCCAUCCCGCUGAGGCGGCGAGGUCAGGCCAUGCUUCUACUGACCGCCAUAUCAGCCCUCAAGAGCUCCCCCAAUGCCUCCAGGCUCUUCGUGGCUACUGACAGUGCAGGAGUGCUCGACGCUUUCAGGUGUGCCGAACGCUGCAGCGAGGAUGCGCGAUCCUCACUCCUCUAGAGGUCCAACGCAGAGAUCGGAGACAAGGUGCUGAGUUACAAGACCAGUAUGAUCCACAGCGCAAGAGAAACUGGCGCUCAAGCUCAGAUGCAGAUGACAGCAGACUGGUGGGCACUGACGAGAUGUCACAAGUUGAUUCUUACUCGGCAGAGCACCUUCGGCUACAUAGCCGCGGGUUACGCAGGCAUCGUCCCUUACACUGUGCACGAGCACAAGGUCGAGCGGCGGUUUCAUUGUGGACCAUUCGGGCUGUGUGACUUGCAUCCGUUAGAAUCUCAGAUAUGACGAAAGAAUAACAACUAGCUUGAUUUACUGAAACAAAUUUCGAAAACUUCC
Molecule: messenger RNA, 748 nt
Organism: Guillardia theta CCMP2712
Lineage: Eukaryota; Cryptophyceae; Pyrenomonadales; Geminigeraceae
Exons: 5
Coding region: 461-697 (78 amino acids)
Source: RefSeq, a predicted model, not a curated record